Molecule: messenger RNA, 1781 nt
Organism: Fundulus heteroclitus (mummichog)
Lineage: Eukaryota; Metazoa; Chordata; Actinopteri; Cyprinodontiformes; Fundulidae
Product: lysosomal thioesterase PPT2-A-like
Exons: 8
Coding region: 187-1065 (292 amino acids)
Cellular component (GO): lysosome
Molecular function (GO): thiolester hydrolase activity
Source: RefSeq, a predicted model, not a curated record
AACUCAGAUUCACACAGUGGGUUGGUUCAUUGCAGCAUGGGUUGAUUUCUGAUGAAAUAAUGACAGAAAAAGGAUGUGGUAAAAUUAACACACCCACCGUAAUAAAUAGGAGGGAACCUGCAUGUUCUCAAAGAAUGCAAGCAGUCUCUCCUCAGAUCUUCUGCUCCCGUGGAUCCUCCAGCAGAAAUGAUGGCUCUGUGGACCAGCAGGGUUCCCCUGGCGGUGCUGCUGGUGCUACUGGCUGCACGCUGCACGGAUGGAUACAAGCCGGUCGUCAUCGUUCACGGCAUCUUCAACAAGCCCAAGCAUUUUGAGACUCUCUCCACGUUCAUUAAGAAGGUACAUCCCGGCACCGAGGUGCAUACCAUUAGUCUCUACAACAACUUGGAGAGUCUGAAGCCGCUGUGGAGGCAGGUCCGAGACUUCAGAAAGGCCAUCGAGGAGAUCAUGAACAAGUCUCCUAAAGGAGUCCAUCUGCUGUGUUUCUCACAAGGCGGUGUAAUCUGUCGAGCAGUUCUCUCCACGUCUCCCAAUCACAACGUGCACACAUUCAUCGGCCUGUCCUCUCCGCUGGCUGGACAGUACGGAGACACAGAUUGCCUAAGGAAGGUAUUUGCACACUAUGCAAAGAAGACGGUUUAUAUCUUCUGCUACAACAAAGUGGGGCAAAAAAUUUCUUUGUGCAACUACUGGAAUGACCCUCACCAUAGAGCCGGCUACCUGAGGGGCAACACCUUCCUGCCGCUGAUAAAUGGUGAAAAACCUCACAAGUUCAUGAAAGAAUGGAGGGAAAACUUCCUGCGCAUCAAGAAGAUGGUGCUGAUUGGAGGUCCAGAUGAUGGGGUCAUCACUCCGUGGCAAUCCAGCCACUACGGGUUUUAUGACGCCAGCGAAGAUGUUGUGGAAAUGAGGAACCAGGAGUUUUACAAGCGCGACACGUUUGGUCUGAGGACGCUGGACGCUCGCGGUGACGUGUCGGUGUGCGUUCAGUCCGGCGUGGAGCACACACACUGGCACUCCAACAUCACCGUGUUCACCAACUGCAUAGAGAAAUGGCUCAUAUGAAAGUGCCUCAACACACACUAAAAUGUGCUAAAGUUUAAAACAUGUAAGCUUUUAAAUUCAGCUGGUACUAAAUUAAGACCAUAAAUGCUCAACACAGAGAAUGUGGCGACAUCUAGUGGUAAAACUGAAGAUUGCAACCAAAUAGACUAUUUUCCUUGCCUUUGUAAACUUCAUGCUUUGUUGAUUUUUUGCAACCUAAAAUCUGUAAUGAUAUCUAGUUCAACAUUACUCCAACUUUCCUAAUUAAUCCUAUGUUUCUGCAGACAUUUAUAAUAAUAGAAAAAAGUAUUUUAACUCUCAUUUCAUUGCCUUUUUUAAAUUUGUCAAUAGGAAAGGAAAGCUUUUCUAUGAUCAAUACAAUUUAAUGCCAAAUUAAAAAUGUUGCAUAGUACCUGAAUGAAUUCAUGAAGUUUUCUGAAUUUUAUUUCAUUCUGAAUUUUAUUUCAUUGUUUCUGACCUGACAGAAGGUCUUUAUUGGGUCAAAAUGUAUAUUCUGACUUAGAAUGUUUUGACCUAAAAUUAUAUUUUACAAAAAAUUAUGUAGGUCUUCAGUUUUAUUGUAUUUCAUAUUAAUUCUUUCAUUGUUUAUUUUGUUUUGUACCCAGCUGGAUUAAAAGACACCCUUAUGAUGACAAAUGAUACGAUUUUUAAGUUGAGUUAAAUGUAAGUGCUUUGAUUUUACAGAUUCUGCCAAUAAAAACUUCACUCUUCUACGA